Manacus vitellinus (golden-collared manakin) is the source of this 3314-nucleotide messenger RNA. RefSeq names its product mediator complex subunit 24 (gene MED24). Gene Ontology annotation, cellular component: mediator complex. Gene Ontology annotation, molecular function: transcription coregulator activity. The record is from RefSeq and is a predicted model, not a curated record. Lineage: Eukaryota; Metazoa; Chordata; Aves; Passeriformes; Pipridae.
GGGCUCCGUCCCCCCUGAGCUCUCCGUCCGCAGGGCGACCAUGAAGGUGGUGAACCUGAAGCAGGCCAUCCUUCAGGCCUGGAAGGAGCGAUGGAGCGACUACCAAUGGGCCAUAAACAUGAAGCGGUUCUUCCCCCGCGGAGCUACCUGGGACAUCCUCAACCUGGCAGAGGCUCUCCUGGAACAGGCCAUGAUCGGGCCAUCCCCAAACCCACUCAUCUUGUCCUACUUGAAAUAUGCCAUCAGCUCCCAGGUAAGGACCUACUGGCACUACUGUGGGACACCUCCCAGCCCCAGCGAGUUCGAUGACUUCUCCCGGGAUCUGUGUGUCCAGUCGCUGCUGGAGAUCAUGGACAUGUUCUGUGACCGCCUCAGCUGCCACGGGAAGGCUGAGGAGUGCAUCAGCCUGUGCCGGGCGCUGCUGAGUGCCCUCACCUGGCUCCUGCGCUGCGCCGCCUUCUACGCCGAGAAGGUGAAGGAGCCCCUGGAGCAGGCGGCGGCCGAGAACCAGCUGAAGAUGUGCCUGGAGCGGCUGGAGAAGGUGCUCAGCAGCACCAAGAACCGCGCCCUGAUCCACAUCGCCAAGCUGGAGGAGACGUCCUCCUGGAGCACUGUGGAGCAGUCCCUUGUCAAGCUGGGGGAGAACCUGAACAACCUCAGCACGUCCCCGCUGCGGAGCCAGGCUGACGACUGCGUGUCCCUCAUCAAGAGCAUCCCCACCAUGCUCUCGGUCCACUCGGAGCAGCUGAACAAGACCGGGUUCCCCACCGUGCACGCCGUGGUGCUGCUGGAGGGGACCAUGAACCUCACAGGAGAGACUCAGCCGCUGGUGGAGCAGCUCAUGAUGGUGAAGAGGAUGCAGCGCAUCCCCUCCCCGCUCUUCGUGCUGGAGAUCUGGAAGGCCUGUUUUGUGGGCCUCAUCGAGUGCCCCGAGGGCACGGAGGAGCUCAAGUGGACAGCCUUCACCUUCCUGAAGAUGCCCCAAGUCCUGGUUAAACUCAAGAAGUAUCCCCAAGGGGACAGGGAUUUCACCGAGGAUGUGAACUGUGCCUUCGAGUUCCUGCUCAAGCUGACCCCUCUGCUCGACAAAGCCGACCAGCGCUGCAACUGCAACUGCAUAAGCCUGCUCCUGCAGGAGUGCAGCAAGCAGGGGCUGCUCUCCGAGGCCAACAAGACCAACCUGAUCGACAAACGGACAGCGGACAAAGAAAACUCUCCGUGCUUGAAAUCUGCCGAGAAUGCCAACAUCCAGCCAAACCCAGGGCUCAUCCUGAGGGCCGAGCCCACUGUCACCAACAUCCUGAAGACCAUGGAUGCAGAUCACUCCAAGUCCCCCGAGGGCUUGCUGGGGGUCCUGGGUCACAUGCUGUCUGGGAAGAGCCUGGACUUGCUGCUGGCAGCGGCAGCAGCCACGGGCAAGCUGAAAUCCUUUGCUCGGAAGUUUGUCAAGCUGAACGAAUUCACCAAGCAAAUCACUGGAGAAAUCUCCAAGAGCGGCUCAGUGCGAGCCCUGCUCUUCGACAUCUCCUUCCUCAUGUUGUGCCAUGUGGCCCAGACCUACGGCUCAGAGGUGAUCCUGUCGGAUUCGAACCCUCCGGGCGAGGUGCCCUUCUUCGAGACCUGGAUGCUGACCUGCAUGCCCGAGGAGGGGAAGAUCCUCAACCCCGACCACCCCUGCUUCCGCCCGGAUUCCACCAAGGUGGAGUCCCUGGUCGCCCUCCUCAACAACUCCUCUGAGAUGAAGCUGGUGCAGAUGAAGUGGCACGAGGUGUGUCUGAGCAUCUCAGCUGCCAUCCUGGAGAUCCUCAAUGCCUGGGAGAACGGUGUCCUCACCUUUGAGUCCAUCCAGAAAAAUCAGGACAACAUCAAGGGGAAGGGUGUGCAGCAAAUGGACAGUGUGUGCCCGUGGCCCUGGCUGGUGGCACACGUCCGCAUGCUGGCCUGGACCGAGCGGGAGAAGUCCCUGCAGAUGAUCCUUGGCUUAGCUCUGUCGCCACCUCUGUUACGGGUGAAUGAACACGCCUUCCAGUUCUACAACGAGGCGGUGACGUGGUGCAUCAUGAGCCUCCAUCCUGGAGCACAUGUCGCCGACGUCCUGCAGCAAACGGCCACGCAGAUAAGUUCCUUCCACGGGCAUGGACAUAACACAUUUCCCUACUGGAAUCUCCUGCCCCCAAGAAGCCCAUCAAGGGAGGUGAUGACGCAGCGUGUUCACUCAAAGGUGCUGGAGAAAAGGGCUAGGUCGACAGCCGCCUCCAUCCACAUCUUCGACACCCUGCUGCACAAUGGGGGGGUGUACUGGGAGGGGGGCAGACCCUUAGCCCUGCCACGGCCACCCCUCCUCCUGCCCUCCCUCCUCCUGCAGGAGCUGCUGAAGGAGACACGGAAGGAGCACACCCUGGGGCCGUUGGAAGCGUUGGCUACUAUGCCAUCUCUGCUGGAACAUGCAGGCAGUGACGGCUGACGCUGCUGCCACAUCCUGCCCAACCUGCUGACGGACUCCUCCAAGUGGCACACCCUCAUGGACCCCCCUGGGAAGGCCCUGGCCAAGCUCUCUGUGUGGUGUGCCCUGAGCUCCUACUCCUCCCACAACAAGGGCCAGGCCUCGGCCCGGCAGAAGAAGCGGCACCGGGAGGACAUCGAGGAUUACAUCAGCCUGUUCCCGCUGGACGACACGCAGCCCUCCAAGCUCAUGCGCCUGCUGAGCUCCAACGAGGAGGAUUCCAACAUCCUCUCCAGCCCCAAUCGCUCCAUGAGCAGCUCACUCUCUGCUUCCCAGCUCCACACCGUCAGCAUGAGGGACCCGCUCAACCGCGUGCUGGCAAACCUCUUCCUGCUCAUCUCUUCCAUCCUGGGGGCCAAGACAGCUGGCACCCACACCCAGUUUGUCCAGUGGUUCAUGGAGGAGUGUGUGGAGUGCCUGGAGCAGGGCAGCCGUGGGAGCAUCCUCCAGUUCAUGCCCUUCACCAUGGUUUCGGAGCUGGUGAAGGUGUCCACCAUGUCCAGCCCCAAAAUCGUGCUGGCCAUCACUGACCUCAGCCUGCCCCUGGGCCGCCGCGUCGCUGCCAAGGCCAUCGCUGCGCUGUGAGGGGACAGUGCCUGCCCAGGGCACAUCCCUGAGCAUCCCAGGGCACCUCCCUGCCAACCUGGAUGCCUGGGAUGGCUUCUGUCACUGCAGCUUGGCCUCGCCCUGCCCAUGGGCUGCUCCCUCAGUGCCCGGAGCCAUCCCUGUGCUGACUCGUGAGGGCUUCGAGAAUGAGACGCCCCCAUGAUUUUUUCUAUUCUAUAAAUAAUUCAAUCCUUUUGUAGAACCA